Molecule: messenger RNA, 4195 nt
Organism: Danio aesculapii
Lineage: Eukaryota; Metazoa; Chordata; Actinopteri; Cypriniformes; Danionidae
Gene: efhd2
Product: EF-hand domain family, member D2
Exons: 4
Coding region: 244-945 (233 amino acids)
Molecular function (GO): calcium ion binding
Source: RefSeq, a predicted model, not a curated record
CACGGAGGCGUCAUCAUCACACGCACGAGCGCUGUCCGUUUGAAUCACAGACUGUACAGUCGAGUAUCGCUCCACACAGCUACAGUAAGAGUCGGAUGAUUUGCAUUUUAAAACCUAUUUAACCACAUGCUUAUCUGAAUUUGGAUUUAACGCACUGAAUCUUUAAAUGGACUGAGCGCUAUAGGGAAUUCUGCGUGUUUCCCUGGUGCGUUAACCAGUAGUUAGAUUGCGGAUUAAUACGAAAUGGCUACGGACGAGCUGUCAUCGAAGCUGAACCGUCGGCUGAAGAUCGAGGAUGGCUCGCACGAGCCGGUGGCGGCCCUGGACGAGGCUCACGAGAACGGAGCGCACGAUAAACCGGCCACGAGCAGCGCGGACUCCGAGCUCGGAGCCAAACUGCAGCGGCGCGGGGAGCUGAACGAGGGCGUCGGUGAACACCAGCAGCCCAGCAUGAAGGUGUUCAACCCCUACACCGAGUUCAAGGAGUUCUCGAGGAAGCAGAUCAAAGACAUGGAGAAGAUGUUCAAACAGUAUGAUUCAGAGAAGGAUAACUACAUUGACCUGAUGGAGCUGAAGCUGAUGAUGGAAAAACUGGGAGCUCCUCAGACUCACCUGGGCCUGAAGAACAUGAUCAAAGAGGUGGACGAAGACCUGGACGGCAAACUUAGUUUCAGAGAAUUUCUUCUUAUCUUCAGAAAGGCAGCAGCAGGAGAGCUGGCGGAGGACAGCGGCCUUCAUGUCCUGGCACGUUUGUCAGAGAUAGACGUGUCGACUGAGGGAGUGAAGGGAGCCAAGUCAUUCUUUGAGGCUAAGGUACAGGCUAUUAACGAAUCCAACCGGUUUGAGGCCGAAAUCCGUCUGGAGCAGGAGGAGAAGAAGAAGCAGGCAGAGGAGAAGAAACAAAGACAAGCCGCAUUCAAAGAGCUGAAGUCAGCCUUCAAAUAACCGCAUCCACCUCCUCCUUUUACUCCUCCACCUGUGUCCGUCUGUUCGUCACCAGAGUCCCUGCUAUCAGAGAUACUAUGCAAGGCUCAGAGAUUCAUCUUCCUGAGAGAUCUGUGUUUUAUCCUUGCCUCUUUCUCUUGCUCGCUCAGGCUGAUUUCGAAUGUGAAGCCAGACACUGAUCUCAGUACACUGGAUUGGAUUAGUUUUCUUUCAUUUGCAUGUGUAUGUAUGUCUGUUUUCACCAUCAGUAUCGUUUUUUUUUAUUAGUUUGGACAACAUUUGCCUCUUGUCCUCAUUAAAGUGUCUAAAUCUAACGCUUAAGUAGUUUUAAAUAGUUUUUUCUUGAAAAUCUUUUAGCGUUCUCAGUAUGCCGUUUCCAAUCCCUGUAUUCAUAUCAGUGGUAAUUGCACAAGCGCAAACACAAGCAGGAAAUGCUUUCCACUGUACCAUGACUAAUGAAACUUUCAUUGCUGGCCAUUUUAACUUGAGAGGGCAAAUGAAUAAGAGCAUUAGGAGCAUUAAGUGGUCAGUAUUUUUCCUGAGUAGAGAGAUGGAGAUCUGGUUUAGGGGUGUAUGUGCAUGUGUGGUGAUGGUUGUAAUGGUGUUUGUUUAUUUUGCAUGGUCACUGUGGUGUCGUUUUCGCUAUAUGGUACACUUUAGGUGUCCAGUGUUAAAUGUGGCACACGCUAACCUAAAACUGAUAUACAAAUCGCAAUGAGACAUAGCUUUAAAUUUAAAAUAGCUUACAAAAUGUAAGCAAUUGCAACGUAAUCUUUUGACUUUGCGUGGUUCUUGUUGAGGGAGGUGUUUCGUUAGGGCGAAGUCUAACCUCUGAAUCCCUGUACUUUGUGCUUCCAUGUGUGCUGAUCAAGUAACUGUGAUAUGAGGUUGGUCAGAUGCAUCAAAUGGAGUGAAAUCACAUUUGAUUUGAAUUAAUAGUUCAACCGAAGACCAUUUAUUCACCUUCAUGUCAUUCCAAGCCUAUCUGACUUUUUUUUGUGCAGAAUACAGGCUUUUUUAAAGUGUUGGUAACCAAACUUUUGUUUUUUAAUUCCAGACUUUUGUUUUUGUCUGUGUGUUAGAAAGUUAAUGGAUACAGAAUAAAUUUUUUCUUUUUUUUUAAUUAUAUAUUUUGUAUUCCACAUAAGAAACCAUAAAAAUUCUGUAGGUUUAAGUGACAUGAGGGUGAAUGUUUUUUUUUAAUAUUGUUUAUUUUUGAGGGGGUGAACUAUAUCUUUAAAUAUUAAUGUCUUCAACGGCUUUAUGAAAAUUGCAUGACAGCCCAUCAAACAAUUUAUGUUUAAUAGACGUCUAAUAGACAUCUAAGACAGCUGUACUAAAGGCUUUGUCUGUCAGUGAAAAUCUAAUAGACAUCUAACCCUACUGAAAAAAACAGCUUAAACCAGCCUAGGCUGGUUGGCUGGUUUUAGCUGGUUGACCAGCCUGGUCUUAGAGGGGUUUUGGCCACUUUCAGGCUGGUAUCCAGCCAUUUCCAGCCUGGUCUUAGCUGGUCAGGCUGGAAAAUGACCAGCUAAAACCAGCUUGACCAACUUGCCAGGCUGGAAGCCCAGCCAAAACCAGCUAUGUCCAGCUUAAACCAGGCUGGAAAUGGCUGGAAACCAAAACCCCUCUAAAACCAGGCUGGUCAACCAGCUAAAACCAGCCAACCAGCCUAGGCUGGUUUAAGCUGGAUUUUUCAGCAGGGAAGAAUAGCCCAAAACUAGACUAGUCGUCAAAUAGACAGAUUAGACGGACUUUAUUUGUGUAGUCAUUCAUUUCUGCUUAUUUGAUGUCUAGUCUAGUUUGGGCCUAUUCUUAGACGUCUAUUAUAUUUUCACUGACAGCCCAAAUUUAGCCACGUUUUAGCCAAGACGGCUAUGUUUCGACAUCUAUUAGACUUUUUUUUUUUUUUAACAAAAGAUUCUUGCUGGGUGUUGUAUGUAUUCCCACAUCAAAAUGACGAACAUAUUAAAUAUUUAGCUGGGGAAAAAUGUACUUUGACAAAUCAUCCUGUGACCGUUUACAGUGAAUCGUAAUGAAUUGAAAGUUUUAUGGUCAUGUGACAUGCAGUACACUGUGGCAAACGUAACUGAGAUCCUAUGUAUAAAGACAAAUCUAUAUAUUUUCAUGUGAUGAAAAUGAAAAAUAAUUUUAGUUUUGUAUGGAAAGGGUGUCUUGUGAAAGAAACAUUCUUAUUUUCUCAAUAUAAAUUUCGCCGCUUACAGUCUUGUCUCCCUUCUGCUCUCCAUCAGCCACAAUCUUGGAAAUAAAACUCCUAUAAAUCGGAGGCAAUAUUGUUGGCGUUUGCUAUGCUUAAUGUUGUUCCUUGUCUCUGUGUUCCGAGUCACUGGUAAAUGUACUCGUUCUGUGGGAAGUCAAACAAAAGGUGUAUAAAUAUUUCGAUCUUCCAGUCUUCACAGCCAUCCACGUUUUCUUUUAUGGUUAUCUGCUGUUUAAACUGAAAGUAUUUUGAAUAUAAAGGGUAAAUAUAGUAGUGUGUUUGUUAAUGUUUGGUCAAACAAGAGUCGACUUGACACCAAUCAGUUAUUGCAUUCCUUUAGAAGCCAUAAAUAGUUCUGUCAUUUCUCUUAAGAUUUCUUUUUUAGUCGAUCUGUUCUUGUCGUGCCAAAUGAUUUCACACUUCUGUUCUGUUUUUUAGUAUGACAUUCCACUGAUUUUAGUUGAGUUUAGACUAAAUAUCAUUGAUCUAAACUGUUUUGCUUUUUAAAAUGUAAUAAAAUUGUUGACAUUAAGCUUUUAAUGAAUUAAAACCCUAUUUGGAGUUUUGGUUUUAGAAUUAAUAUUUGCACAUAUGCAUAACUACAGCUGAGCUUUGGCAGUAUUGACUUUAAUGGAUUUCUGUGAAAAUCUGCACCUUGUAAAGCAGAUUCCACAAACAGCACAAUGUAUUUUUUUAUUUUUUUGUAUUUUAUCAUUUUUCUGUGAAAUGUAAUGCCAGGAGGAUGAGAAAUGAGUGUUGUAGUGUAAUGAUUUCAUCUGAUGGCAUGUUUUUAUCUUAUUGUUCGUCAUUCCAGCGAUUUGACAAUGGUUGAGAAGGCCUUGAACCAUCCUGACCAUAUCUGUACCUUACUGUCAGUGUCUGUGUCAGUCGAAUCUGGUGGUUAUGGUAUCAUACUCACGUAGGCUUAUACAUAUUGAUAUGUGGCUUCUAUAUGCACAUUUAUUUUUGAUUUUCUUACUAAAGUGUAUGAUUCUUGUGACAAUAAAACAAAAUCUUUUAAUUUGGAAA